AUGUUGGGCAAGUCCACCCUCGUCCGUCUACUGUACAAUGCAUUUGCUGACAAGCACGCGCCGCGUGUUGGCACCUUUGGCUCCUCGGCGGUAGUGGCGCCGGUCAAGAUCGAUCUGCCGGGAGACACGGUGGACGAGACGGCUCGAGUCCGGUUGGUCGACACGGCUGCGCUCAACUUUGCCGACCCGCAUGUCCUGUCAUCGGCUCGGGCCAAGGCGCUCAAGUCGAUUCUGGCCCGGGCACAUUGUGUCGUUUUUGUCUUUCGCGUCGGCUCGGUGGCGUCGACGACAGCGCUGCUGGAGCACUAUGGGCCGCUCGUCCACGCCACGCUUGCAGGCAUGGGACGACAGUUUGUGCCGUGUGUGGUCCUCGGGCACUCGCCGCACCGCAUGCGGCCGCGGCUCGACGACGAUGCCAUCCUGGAAGUCCUGCGCAACACAACCGACAUGCUCUCGCCGUGGGUGGAGGAAGCAGCAUUUGUCGAGUUCCUGCCAGACCCGUCGGACCUCACUGCAGAGGCUGUCGACGAAGCCGUCACACGUGUUGCCACAUGCAUCCAUCUCGCCCUCCACUAUCCGGUCUUCCCGCUCUGGCGUGACAACUCGCGGACCGGAUUUCGGCCAAAGGUCAUGGCGGCGCUCACACAAAUCUUUGUCCUCCUCGACGAAGACGAGAACGAGACGCUCUGCUUCCGCGAGCUCGAUGCCUUUUCGCGCGCCGUCUUUGCCCAGCCGCUCGAGGUCGACGUCUUCCGCGAGCUCAUGCUCAUGGCCACGUCCGACGGCUCGGUCGGAGCCGCAUCGCCCAUGGUUGUUGCUUCGCUGUCCAAUUCGUCGACUGACCUCUCUGCCGAGGCUCACGGAGAGACCUCGGUCGAAGACGACCUUGCCGCCAUUCCCGACGAGACCAUCGUUGAGUCGUCAGACAUCGGCUUUGACCUCACUGGCUUUAUCCUCCUCCAGUCCAAGAUGAUGGCUCGCCAGCCAUCGUCACUGUGGACCACUCUGCGGGCUUACGGCUUUGACUCGCAGUUUACCCAAGUCCUUCAUCCGGAGCUUCUCGGCGCUGUUGCCCAGAGCCCGGCCACGAACGGACACGCCACCCGGCCGACGUUGCCGUCGUCCUCGCCAGGGCCCGACCCUGCCUCCUCACCCACUGCGCCCGAGUACAUGGCAGGCGGCCCAUCGACCCUCGAUCUCCCAACUGCGCCAUCUUCUUUCUCCGGCCUCACCCUCCUCCUCCUCGCCCUCCUUCUGGCGCUUGUUGCCGUCAUCGCACUCGAGCACGCCGGCCUCACAACACUGACCGCACUUGGAACCGCCGUCCGCGCCGCCGCCGCCGCCUCUCAUUCAGGCACCUCCUCGACCGGCGCCGUUCACUCGGAUCUGUGA
Molecule: messenger RNA, 1392 nt
Organism: Thecamonas trahens ATCC 50062
Lineage: Eukaryota; Apusomonadida; Apusomonadidae
Exons: 2
Coding region: 1-1392 (463 amino acids)
Source: RefSeq, a predicted model, not a curated record